GAAUGUUAUCAUUUACGAUUUGUAUAUUUUGUAUUGUAUUCUCAAUAAAGCAAAACAUUAUCCAUAAUAUUACUACAACAAAUUAGUAACUAAGAAGAUAAUGGCUGAAGGAACAAAUAAACCCAGUUCCCCCGACAUGGAGGACCCGCCAAAUAAGCAAGAUGAUAUGGAUGAUGAGAUUUCUGCUCGGAUGACGGCAUCCUACAGCGAAAUAUCGUUUCACUCGGACCAGGGCCCUGCCGAACAGCCAGGAAAUUCACCCGGUCCGUCCCGGCCGUACAAUUUGCCAUCAGAGAACCGUAAACAGGAAAGAAAUCCUCUAAACAUAGAUGGUCAUGUUAGGUAUGAAGGAGACAUGACACAUUAUGUAGCAGAUGAUUUAGAAUUUAAGAUAAAGCUGUCUAGUCCUAUAACUAAGCGAGGUGAGACUCCAGUGUUUGGGAGUUCCAGUGCGUCUAGAUCCAGCACACCAUCAGGAAAGCUCUACAGACAAAUACUAGCCCCACAGAUUGGCCAGAUUGAUAUCACAGUUCUGAAUGAUUUAGAAUACGAAGCUCAAAGGAUCGCUCAGUCCGUGGAUAACUUAAUAGAGAACCUGUCAAGUAUACUGCAUUCCAACUCAUCAUUAACCGCUGAGAAUAUGGAAGUGUACAAAGAUGCAGUCGGGAAAACUUGUGAUGCAAUGGACAAUAAUAUCAAGAGCAUGUACACUAUACUUGCAAAAGGGGAGGAGGUAUCGCAGGCUAUGAUCCCUGUACAGGCACAGGCUGCUAGAAUAGCUGAAAUAAAAAGACUACUACAGUUAUUUGAGAGCAUGUUUUAGGUUUUUAACAAAUUAUUACUUUGAUGCCUGUUUGCGGGCAAGACAAGCAUAACAAAGACAUUAUACCCACCUGCUGCUGCUUUCAUACAAUCAUGGAGGUCAUUGACAACAAGCUUUAGGGCUCGUAAGAUUAGUUUGAAUGGUGUGACAGAUAGAGUACUAAAAUGUAGAGCAAAAUUUCUUAAAGUACCUACAUAGUAGUAAUGAUUGGGGGUUCGCAGCGAGAUUUAUUGAUACCAUGACUGAAAUUAUAUAGAAUUUUGAAAAAUUAGCUUGAGAGCAGGUGACAACUAAUGCGAGAGUAAGCUCACUUAUCUGAUCAUAAUAAGAAUAAAAUAUAGAAAUCAAUAUAGUGCUGAAUAAAAGUAAGAAUGAAAAUGACCGAAGUUAAUCAAGAAAUUGACUCAAUUUGCGACAUUUAUCAAGCCCUUAUAAAUAUAGAGAGUUGUUUUAAAUUCAGAGAUUCACAGUUACCUAGGAAUCUCC
Cydia splendana is the source of this 1309-nucleotide messenger RNA. RefSeq names its product BLOC-1-related complex subunit 6 (gene BORCS6). The coding region runs from base 101 to 823 and encodes 240 amino acids. The record is from RefSeq and is a predicted model, not a curated record. Lineage: Eukaryota; Metazoa; Arthropoda; Insecta; Lepidoptera; Tortricidae. Gene Ontology annotation, biological process: lysosome localization. Gene Ontology annotation, cellular component: BORC complex. The transcript has a single exon.